Messenger RNA from Cryptomeria japonica (Japanese cedar), 1167 nucleotides. Its product is annotated as F-box protein SKP2A-like. Gene Ontology annotation, molecular function: protein binding. NCBI's taxonomy places the organism in Eukaryota, Viridiplantae, Streptophyta, Pinopsida, Cupressales, Cupressaceae. Gene Ontology annotation, cellular component: SCF ubiquitin ligase complex. The transcript has 5 exons. The record is from RefSeq and is a predicted model, not a curated record. Gene Ontology annotation, biological process: SCF-dependent proteasomal ubiquitin-dependent protein catabolic process. The coding region runs from base 1 to 1050 and encodes 349 amino acids.
AUGUGUAUUGUUUACGUUCUAAGCUUUGUUGGCGCUGCCUUGUUGGAGUUGAUGGCAGUUUGCAAGGGUUGUGCGGUUCUUAAUGAGAGAGAACGCAUGUCUCUAGAGACAAUGAUUGAAACUGAAGAUGAUGCUACGCAUUCCAAAUGGCAUGAUUCACCCAUGGAGCUCCUUGUGCACAUUCUUGUGUUGCGGAUGACUACUCUAUCAUUGUUGCCUCGGGUGUAUGCACUGGCUAGAGAGAUGCAAUUUGUUGACUAUAUCUUUUUGCAAUGUAGAUGUAAGCGGAACAUGAGCAACUUGGUCCUGUCAGCUGUUCCUAGGUUCAACUGUUUGCAAUCUCUUAAUUUACGCCAGAAUCAACACCAACUCAAUGAACAGGCAGUAGAAAUAGUUGUGAAGCAUUGCCAUGAUUUACGUGCUAUAGAUCUUUCAAACAACACACAACUGACAGAUAAAUCUGUAGAGGCAUUGGCAUGUGGUUGUAGUCUACUAGAAAAGCUUAACAUAAGUGGAUGUUCUGGAGUCAGCGAUCAUGCACUUAUCUUUCUAUUAGAGCAGUGCAACAAAUUGAGGCAUCUAAAUUUGUGUGGCUGCGUUAGAGCUGCAUCUGACAGAGCUUUACUGGCACUGGCUCAUAAUUGCUGCCACUUGCAAUCUUUGAAUCUGGGUUGGUGUGAGAUGGUUACUGAUGUUGGUGUUACAGGAUUGGCACAAUGUUGCCGUGAGUUAAGAGCUCUGGACCUGUGUGGUUCUGUGUUAAUAAGAGAUCAAAGUGUUAUUGCAUUGGCUGGAAAUUGCCAUGACUUAAGAUCAUUGGGACUCUAUUACUGCCAAAACAUCACAGAUACUGCCAUGUACUCACUAGUAAAUAAUGGUAUAUAUAGAUCAGUGAAACCAAAUCCCAAACACAAGAGUGGCAAUAAUAAAUUCAACACUGAGCCAGUAUAUCAGGCAAUUGUAGCCCAGGGCUCUCCAAGAUGUGGGCUUGGUGGCAGCGCAGACAGUUGCAGCAGUAAUGAUCGCACUGCAGCUACAAGUCGUGAUUAAAUGGAAUCUGUUUUGAAUGACCAAGAAGAACAUGGUCUAGGGCAUUUAAACAUUAGCCAGUGUACAUCAUUAUCUGCACCAGCAGUUCAAGCUGUCUGUAAUACUUUCCCAGCAUUG